GACCAGAGUGACCAAAACACAGCUAGACCAGCUUGCUACACCAGCUAAAACCAAGCUAAGAGACCAGCUAAAACCAGCUUAUGCUGGUCUUUGCUGGAUUUUCCAGUAGGGAACAUAGCGGUGUAGAAGGAGUGCUUCAUUUUUUCUAUUUUCUUAACGUAGCGUGGUGUUUUAGCUAUGAAAAAUAAUUUCAAAUGGUUAAGCUUAUUGAAAUGUUUCUUUUUGUAAGAAAGGCAUUUAACACAAAGUCAAAGAUGGUGAAGUGAGACGUUUAAUCAGAGAAAUAAGAAAUUAAAAUACUGUGAAUAGAUCGGUGAACUUACCGAUUUCAUGAUUGCUAACACUUUUAUACAUAUAAUAAAUACAUAAAGUUUAUAGCAUGAACAUGAAGUCCUCAAAAUUAACUUGAUUCUCGCUGUUUUGUUUGGUAAAUUAAAUCAUUUUUUCCUACCGUCCCCUAUUUUAGUUUGAUGUGUUAUGAGUGUGUUACAAUGUUUUUUAUAUAAUGCAAAGGACAGAAAGAAUAAAAAAACACCAGGAGAGAAAUAACUACAUUUGAAUGUUAUUUGACAUAAUAAUUAUUUUUAUGCCCUUUUAGUCUGUCAGCCCCUGAGGAGGUCUGGGCAUGCUAUUUGAAUGUUUCAAAAACACUUUUUAAUGCAAAUCAAAGGGUACACCAAGACAUUAAAUUUGCGUAUAAAACCAUCAAAACUGUUGCGCUGCUACUCCAGGAACAGAGUUGGAAAAUGUGCAUUUGAAAAUACAAUUUAUUUCCUGACCUCAGCUUUUUUGUCAUACUGGAAAAUUUCUGCUUGUGUACUUACUGUGUUACUGGCCAUCGUGUGGUGCAUUUGGACAUUCAGGACCAGGAUUUUAAAUUUACAUCGGAUUGACCGGACAGCAAAGUCCAGAAACUCACAUAACCAGCCACACAAGAUGUCCCUGAACUACAGACCCAUCAUUGGUAUAUUAGCCCAGGAAAACUGGGAGGGUGACCCUCACGCGCAGGGAUCUUCUUAUAUCCAAGCAACAUAUGUGAAACAUCUGGAGUCAGCUGGGGCCAGAGUUGUGCCAAUCCACUUAAAUCAAACAAAGGAGGAAUAUGUAAAACUCUUCAACUCGAUAAACGGUUUGUUUCUGCCUGGUGGGAACGUAGACAUGGAGAAGUCCCAGUGUGCAAGAACUGCAAAGAUUUUCUAUGACCUUGCAAUAAAAGCGAAUGAUGCUUCAGAUUAUUUUCCGAUCUGGGGAACCUGUCAGGGUUUGCAGCAGCUCACAAUCCUGACCAGCAACAAGAACCUGCUGACAGUGACCGACACCAAAGCCGUCGCUUUACCUCUGAUCUUCACUCCAGGAUCACACAACAGCAGGAUGUUCAAAAGGUUUCCAAAAGAUCUCAUUCAGUCUUUAGCAGAAGAAAACAUCACAUCUAAUUUCCAUAUUUUGAGUUUGUCACUACAGAAUUACAACAGCAAUGCCAAACUGAAGCAUUUCUAUAGAGUCUUAACCACCAACACAGACGGCAAGACGGAGUUCGUUUCUACAAUGGAGGCGUAUUGCUAUCCAUUCUACGGUGUACAGUGGCAUCCAGAGAAAAGUCCAUUUGAGUGGAUUGAGAAAGCCGGUUUGAUUCACACGCCCUCGGCCAUCAAAGCCGCUUUCUACACCGCACACUUCUUCGUCUCUGAAGCAAUGAAAAACCAUCAUUGCUUUCCUUCGCAAAUUGAAGAAGAGAAAGCUCUUAUUUACAACUAUCAGCCGGUCUUUAGCGGCCUUAACAGCGUCUUCAUGCAGAAUUACUACUUUGAAUGAUAAGCGUCAAUACCCACAGUAUUCAUCAUGACCCCAAAGUCAGUGGUUUUUAUUAUGUUUUAAAAAAUAUAUAUUAAGAGAUGUGACCACACACUGGGUUUUUAAAGAUUAAUAAUUACACUCCUAUUUAUUCACGUCAUGUCCUGAUGUUAAAAAUCUGAAUGAUUUAUAUGUGACAACAAUUGUCUUGACUAAAUGAAUCUGGUAGUAUACACCUGUAGUAUAUAUAUAUAUAUAAACAGUACAUUCAAUAAACACCAAUUUACAGUCAUGUUCUGUUGCUUUGUACAAUUUAGGAAAAAUAUGUUAAAUUGUGCUGUGGUUUUACUGAAAUUAAAGUAGCAGCUUAUUUUCAUUAUUUAAAAUAGUCCAGACUGCUAUACUUCAAAUGAUCUAUAGGGGACAGCAAAGCUUUAUGGUGCGUUUAAGAAGACCAGUUUAGUUCUUUCCUUUACCAGAAGUUUUUGUAUUAUCAACUAAACUUUUUUGGACAGGUGGAAUUUGUAAAAUAAAUGUACUUUUCAAAUAUGCCUAAUAAAAUAUAUUAUGUGUUUAAAUGGA
This is a messenger RNA of Misgurnus anguillicaudatus (oriental weatherfish), 2373 nucleotides long. RefSeq names its product gamma-glutamyl hydrolase. Lineage: Eukaryota; Metazoa; Chordata; Actinopteri; Cypriniformes; Cobitidae. The record is from RefSeq and is a predicted model, not a curated record. Gene Ontology annotation, biological process: tetrahydrofolylpolyglutamate metabolic process. Gene Ontology annotation, molecular function: gamma-glutamyl-peptidase activity. Gene Ontology annotation, cellular component: vacuole.